AUGUUCGUCCAGAUGAUGCUUUAUUGUGUUUUCCACCGAAGGAGUUUCAGUAUCAACCACACGAUAAAACGAUCAACAUGCAAAAGUUCUUGCUGCAACUUGUUGAAAAUGAUUUAAUUGUUUUUCCUAUUGUUUAUUUGUUGUUUUUGUUGGAUAAUGUAUUGUUAACUGUCGUUGUACCAAUCAUUCCUGAUUACCUAUUUUCAAAUGAGUUUAAUAUGAGCAGUACAGACAACCGCUUUGGACCAGCUUCUUUAAGCCCACUUCAAAGAAAAUUUGAACAUCUGGAAGACGAAAAUGGUCCAUUGGGUGCUUUAUUGGCAUCCAAAGCUUUUGUUCAACUGGCAUUUACACCUCUGAUAGGAUACUUGGUGGGGAUUUUAGGAUGCUAUGUGCCGCUGUUAGUUGGUUCUGGAAAUAUGCUGUUGGCUUCGAUAUUGUUUGCUUGUGGUAGUACGUACGGAGUAUUAGUCUUAGCCCGAGCCCUCCAUGGCAGUGCUUCAGCAGCAAUUGCUGUAAGUGGAAUGAGCCUUCUUGCGAAAAAAUUUCCUCCAAGCUUGAGAGUGAAACUGAUGCCUAUAGCUUUUGGAGGUAUAGCUCUCGGAGUACUCAUUGGAUAUCCUCUGGGAGGCGCUGUCUAUCAGAUGCUGGGAAAAUCAGCACCUUUUAUUUUUAUUUCCUUCUUUAUAUUGAUUAGCAUGUUAUUGCAGAUUGUCUACUUACGAGAGGAAGAAAUACAUACCGAAGAAAACAGCACAAGUUAUCAGGAAUGUAUUGAUCUUGUGAAAGAUAAAAAGACAAUUAUUGUUAUCGUUAUUAUUUGCGUCUCUACUUCAACUAUGGCUGUAUUAGAACCUUGCGUACCCAUGUGGUUGCUGGCUAGACUAGAUCCACCUCCAUCUAGAUGGCAGUUGGGGGCAGUGUUUAUUCCCGAUAGCGUUGGCUAUUUUAUUGGAUCUCAUUUUGCAGGUCUUCUGCCGAUGGUCCCGUGGAGAACAUCCAUAAUAGCGAUGGUGUUGAUUGGACUAAGCUGCUACGCUCUUCCAUUAGCAAAUACGAUGUCACAGUUGUCUCUGCCACAUUUUGGCAUCGGUCUGGGUGUGGGAGCUGUGGAUGCAGCUUUGGUUCCUCUUUUAGCAUCUUUUGUGGAUUAUAGGGGAGGUAAUCAAUAUGGACCAAUAUAUGCUCUUCAGCAAGCAUCUGUAUCAAUCUCCUACUCGUUUGGUCCGUUAUUGGGGGGACAAGCUAUACACAUUAUAGGAUUUCCUUGGUUAAUACGAAUUGUUGGUUUCUUUAAUUUGUUAGUCUCACCUUUACUGUUGGAAUUGGAAGAGAAGUCAGAAAUAAUGCCAUUUAUGACAGAAUCUGCUUCUUCUUACACAGAAUGGAACAAAAUAGGUAAUGGUAACUAACUUAUAAGUAUAAGUAUAUGUAUAUUAUUGAUCUAAAAAGGG
Molecule: messenger RNA, 1454 nt
Organism: Diabrotica virgifera virgifera (western corn rootworm)
Lineage: Eukaryota; Metazoa; Arthropoda; Insecta; Coleoptera; Chrysomelidae
Product: chromaffin granule amine transporter-like
Exons: 7
Coding region: 78-1412 (444 amino acids)
Biological process (GO): aminergic neurotransmitter loading into synaptic vesicle; transmembrane transport
Cellular component (GO): terminal bouton; synaptic vesicle membrane
Molecular function (GO): serotonin:sodium:chloride symporter activity
Source: RefSeq, a predicted model, not a curated record